Molecule: messenger RNA, 1783 nt
Organism: Periophthalmus magnuspinnatus
Lineage: Eukaryota; Metazoa; Chordata; Actinopteri; Gobiiformes; Gobiidae
Product: zinc finger protein 239-like
Exons: 2
Coding region: 105-842 (245 amino acids)
Biological process (GO): regulation of transcription by RNA polymerase II
Molecular function (GO): DNA-binding transcription factor activity; RNA polymerase II cis-regulatory region sequence-specific DNA binding
Source: RefSeq, a predicted model, not a curated record
CUUUCAUGCACACAGCAGCUGUAGCCUCCUCUACCACAGAGUUUUCCAGAGCUGUCUCCAGAGCUACAGAUCACAGAGCCGAGUUGGUCUCCUGAACCAACACCAUGGCUGCUACCCCCAUGCACAGCAUUGAACCUCUCCAAGCCAGCACCAUGUCACCUUCACCUAAGCACUAUGAGUGUGACCAGUGUGGAAAGGCCUUGUCUACAGCACACUCCCUUCAAGGGCACAUGAGGAUCCACACUGGUGAGCGGCCUUACAGCUGUGACCAGUGUGGGAAAGCCUUCAGACAGGAGUCUGGUUUAAUAGAGCACCAGAGCAUCCACAGUGGACUGAAACCUUUCAAAUGUGAUCAAUGUGGGAAGUGCUUCAGAAACAAGAAGUUAAUGACAGAUCACCAGCGUCUGCACAAUGAUGACCGGCCUUACAAAUGUGACCAGUGUGAUAAGUCUUAUAAACAGUCCCAGCAUCUAUCAGUUCACUACCAAACCCACACAGGAGACAAACUGUUCACCUGUGACUUCUGUCUGAAGAUUUUUAAAACUCCACGUGAAAUGGCAAUGCACAGAUGGACUCACACUAGAGAAGAGACCGCCUACAGAUGUGACCAGUGUGGCAAGAGCUUUUCUCAGACCAGUGCUUUGAAACGCCACAUGAACAUCCACACUCGAGAUCAAAAGUACACCUGUGAGGAGUGUGGGAAAGCAUUUAAUGACAAAAGCACGCUCAGGACCCAUAUGAGAAUCCACACUGGAGUGAAGCCUUUUGAGUGUGACCAGUGUGGGAAGAAGUUUAGCAUCAAACGCUCACUCCGAAGUCACCAGCAAUGUCACAGCCUUUAAAACCUGAAAAUACGUCUUUAUUCAUGUCCAAAUUCACAAGGAGGCGACCCCUGACUGUUGGGAGGGUGGCGGGGCCUUUUCAGACUUGUAUUGACCUUAUUCACUAUCCACUUUCUUUGUGGUGGAACUUCGGUUAAGUAGGAAUCCCAUUCAAUUCAAUUGAGAAUUUGAGAAAAGUUUUGCAUUUAAAAUCUGAUAUAAAGUAGUGCUGGUUUGUAUAAAAUGCUCUAUGUUCAUGUCUUCCACAAGUUAACACUGCACUGAUUCUCUUAGGCUUUAAAACGUCUUUGUGGUUUAAAUAGAACUUAUUUACCGUCAAGAUCAGCAGCCCCAUGCAAAAUAAGACAACUGCCGAAUGACGAUGGCAGUGCCCACGAAAACGUCUGGAAUAAGUUGAAUAUUCUAGAGAGGCACAUGACCAGCCACAAACUGAGGGCCAUAUAAAUGUGUGCCCAGCAGGUGGAAGUCUUUGAGUCUGCCACUGUUGCCAAUGGGACGUGCCUAAAACUAGAGAAAGAAUAUUAAUUUUUUUUUUUUUGGUAAAAAAAAAAGUGUGUUAUUUCUAUUGUUGAUGACCUUUUAACAUGCUUGACUACCUUUGCGUUGGCAUUUUAUGUUUUAGAACUUUAAAAAAUGGCUAUCUUUUGACAGCAGACUCCUUGUUUCUACUAUAUUUCUACAAUAGUGACAACUGAGGCUGCGUCGGCAUCUACUGGAUGCAGAGAGAAUUACAUUUUAAAGUUUUGUUUCUGAGGUCAGAGAUAAUUUUUGGGCACAGAUUUUUUUUCAGCUGGGUCAGCUCAGUUUUGGUCUGCAAGCAUUACCUGUUUGAAAAUGUCCUGUUUUAUCACCAAGAACAAAUACCAGGCAGGCCUUUGAUUUUCAGUGAUGUGUUUGAGUGAUAUGUUCUUUUGCACACAAUAAAACCCACAUUGACAAUG